Messenger RNA from Exophiala dermatitidis NIH/UT8656, 960 nucleotides. RefSeq names its product DNA-directed RNA polymerase III subunit C19. The coding region runs from base 259 to 648 and encodes 129 amino acids. Lineage: Eukaryota; Fungi; Ascomycota; Eurotiomycetes; Chaetothyriales; Herpotrichiellaceae. The record is from RefSeq and is a predicted model, not a curated record. Gene Ontology annotation, molecular function: DNA-directed RNA polymerase activity; protein dimerization activity; DNA binding. Gene Ontology annotation, cellular component: RNA polymerase I complex; RNA polymerase III complex. Gene Ontology annotation, biological process: DNA-templated transcription. The transcript is spliced from 4 exons.
ACUGCACCGGCGGUCGACGAGCGCCAUUUUGACUUGUCUGACAGUCCAGGGUCUAUGAUGUUCUGCCUUAAAGGCCUGCAUCGAAGAUUUAUUUCUGGGUCUGACAUUUCACUAUUAUUUGUCUCUGAGCUAAGCCACUCCGGGAAAGGCUUGAUAUCUGCAAAUCCGUCGCCGUGAAAAACGAUUUGAAAGUAUUGCCGCUGGCAUUAUAAGGCGCGCCUUGGUACAAUUCUCUGGUAUUCCGUUACAGCGGGAAAAAUGUCUGCUAGUCCAGAGGAUACUACGAUGAACGAGGAGGAAAAUUAUGACCACGGAGAAGAUCUGCUUCUUGGUGGAGCAAAGAAACUGGUAGUACUGCCGGGCGCAUCUUCGCAUGCGGCAUCAUUCCAGAUCGAGAAAGAAGACCACACGCUCGGGAACGCGCUACGGUAUUUUGUCACCAAAAAUCCGGACGUUGAAUUCUGUGGAUACACCAUCCCUCAUCCCUCGGAAACCAAGAUGCACCUCCGGAUCCAAACAUGGGAAGAUACCAAGACAACGGCAGUGGAUGCCCUCAGAAAGGGCCUUGAGGAUAUGAUGGAAGCCUGUGACGUGGUCUCAGAAAAAUUCACCGAGGCACGAGACGAAUUCAAUGCCCGUCCCUCGUGAAGUGCAGUGGUUUUUGCAUCAAUUCUCGUUUGUAGGCUGCAUCGCGAAGGCGUUUGGGAGUCUUGCUUCUAGCUAUGUACAGACAGUGUUGGAUUCAGAUUAGACGGAUUGAAGCCAGUCAAUUCCGGCCCUGCCAAAGUGUGUUAGUCAUGGUUGUCUAGUAGUAUUGCAACAACUCGUUGCAUCCAAAUAGGCAACGCACCUCGAGGAAUCCACUGAUAAAGUUUCUCGGUAACCUGGCGUUGUCAUCUUCCUCUGCUCGGAAGUAUUUCAUAACAUGCGACUGUUGCUUCCAGAAAUUCAUCAUCUCCU